Alternaria rosae is the source of this 967-nucleotide messenger RNA. RefSeq lists its product as uncharacterized. The coding region runs from base 36 to 674 and encodes 212 amino acids. Lineage: Eukaryota; Fungi; Ascomycota; Dothideomycetes; Pleosporales; Pleosporaceae. The record is from RefSeq and is a predicted model, not a curated record. The transcript has a single exon.
ACAUCUCACAGCCACCGCCUGCUACGCCCGAGCUCAUGUUCCAGUCCGUUUGGGCGAAUCCUUUCACAUCAACCAUCAGCGCCGCAAUGCUAGGGCCAAGUCCUCGGGUGCAUUACGCCAAUGGCAAUACGGCACUAUACUCGACUGAGCGGCAAACUGUCCAUGCAGAUCUCGACCACAAUCACCUUCGCUUCCCCUUCGCGUUGGUGGCGAACUACUAUCUUAUCGACACAUGUCCCACGAACGGCGGCACGGAAGUGUGGGUUGGUAGUCACCGAGACACCAGUCUCGCAGAUCAUGUCGAUUCGCGCGAUGCGCCAGGAGGCCUGUCAAGUAUACGGCCAGAACUUGUCAGCGAACGGCUCAAGACCCUUCCGCCAGUGCAGAUCUCAGUCAAGGCAGGAGAUUUAGUUCUUCGGGAUGUAAGGCUGUGGCACGCAGGAAUGCCCAACCAGACUAACGUGCCCCGCAUCAUGUUAGCUUUUCUCAUAUUUCCUUGGUGGUAUCAGGCGCCCAUGAAGAUGGCACUUCCUUACGCAGCGCAGUCACUGGUCCAGAGAUGGACAAAGGAAACAGGGCUCGAGUUCGAAGUUGAAUGGUUGAAGGAAGAUGAAUCUCCAUCGAAGUUUUUUGUCACCACUGCCUCGGCGAAUAGACAUGUAGUAUAUGGAUGAGAAAUGGUGAAUAACGGGGUUAGCCGAGAUAGCAUGCAGUCAAGCGUCAUGCAUGUUGUGCGGAAUCAAGACGGAAGAGGAUUAAUGGCAUGCGCGGCCAAUUUGAGCCCCCCAGUACCAAUAAACGUGUGAGCAGGCGGGGGACCAAAAUGACCCAGUAUCAUUGUCGGGUAAUCUGGCGGGGUGGAAAGUCUGUCAAGCUAACCUCUUUGUGGAUUACCGUCAUGUUCAUCAGAGUGACUUCAACGAAGAACGACUUCUAGAUAGGCACGCGAAAGAACCACCAAAUAAUC